Nezara viridula (southern green stink bug) is the source of this 2239-nucleotide messenger RNA. NCBI's taxonomy places the organism in Eukaryota, Metazoa, Arthropoda, Insecta, Hemiptera, Pentatomidae. The record is from the annotation of a GenBank genome assembly.
AUGAAGGGCUCUUGUUUAACAGUUGAGUGAUUUUGUUCCAUUAUAGAUUGAUGAUUCUUCUAGUGGAUGUCAUUUCCACUCUGACAUUUGCUUAAUGAUUCCGGCAGUGGUUGCAGUUAACAGCAUGGGUGUUUUCAGAGGAUAUCAAAAUUUUAUAUUAUAUUAACCACUUACCAGAUUUCAUCACAAUAAUACUUUAAAAAUUACAUUAAUAAAUUUAAAAUUUGAAUAAUAAAUAGUUAUUGAUUUGAGAUAUUUCUGAUUUGAAAAAAAUUAAAAUAAUUUUAAAUUAACACAUGAAAUAUAAAAAGUAAAAUAUUCGACAAAAGAUGAACAUCCUCUGUUUACACCCUCUUAUUAAUUUAUUUAUUACAGUAAUAUUUUUUAGAGAACACAAAUGUGCAGAGCCCCCGUGCCAGAGUGAUAUCUAUUGCAAAGGAGAACUGCUUCAUACAAUUCAAAUGGCCAAAAUUUAUCCAGAUUCUAAAACAUUUGUAGAUAAGAAAUUGAAGGUUUCAGUUAAACAAGUUUUAGAAAAUUAUAAUGAGACAUUCAAACAAUUUAAUAAAUUCAACAAAGUUCCAAGGGAACUUGUAAAACAAUUUGUCAAUGAUAAUUUUGAAGAUGGUGAUGAAUUGAAGGUCUGGCACCCAUCUGAUUGGACUCAAUACCCGAAUAUUCUCAAGAAGAUUGAUGAUCAACACUUAAGGAAAUGGGCAAAUAAAUUAAAUAAUUUAUGGAAAACUUUCAGUCGUAAAGUCACUGACAAUGUCAAGGAAAAUCCAGAACUGUAUUCUAUUAUUCAUGUGCCAAAUGGAUUUAUAAUUCCUGGUGGAAGAUUUAAAGAACUAUACUAUUGGGAUACAUACUGGAUAGUAAAUGGUCUUCUUAUCUGUGAUAUGGUACAAACAGCAAAAGGCGUGAUAGAAAAUUUACUUUAUCUAGUGAAAAUUUUUGGACAUGUUCCUAAUGGUAGCAGAGUUUAUUAUUUGCAAAGAUCCCAACCUCCGAUGUUAACAUUAAUGGUGGAAUCUUAUUUCUUGCACACAGGAGAUUUCAAUUUUAUCAAAAACAAUAUAGAAGUGUUAGAUAAAGAAAUCAACUAUUGGCUUGACAAAAGGUCUAUUAACAUCGUGAAAAAUGGAGUAACUUAUACUUUAUAUAGAUACUUUGCACCAUCUUCUGGCCCUCGUCCAGAAUCUUACAGUGAGGACUUUGAAACAACAGCCCUGUGUUCCAAUGAAACUGAAAGAUUUAUUCGUUAUAUUGCAAUAAAGUCUGCUGCUGAAUCAGGCUGGGAUUUCUCUUCAAGGUGGUUUGUAAAGCAAGGUUCAAAUGAAGGUAAUUUAACUGAUACUAUGACGCAGAAUAUAAUACCUGUUGAUUUGAAUGCAUUGUUGCAUAGAAACUUUGUUAUUUUGUUGGAAUGGUAUAAAAUAUUAGGAGACAAUGAAAAGAUUCAAAAAUAUACAAGACUUUCAGAGUCAACUUUAAAGGCAAUCGAAGAAAUUCUGUGGAACAAAGAAGAGGAGUUUUGGUUUGAUUAUGAUAUAGUUCAUCAGCAAUCUAGAAACUAUUUCUACUUAUCUAAUUUUGUUCCAUUAUGGACAAAAUCUUACAGGCUUUUACCAAUGGAAUUAACCAGGAUAGUUUUAAACUAUAUCACGAAACACAAUUUGCAACAUUACCCUGGUGGGACUCCUUCCUCACUAAAGUACACUGGAGAACAAUGGGAUUUUCCUAAUGCUUGGCCACCACUUCAAGCAUUUUUUAUACAGGGACUUGAUAGGAUCGGCUCAGUCCCAGCAUCAGAGGCAGCUUUUUUCUUUGCUAAUCGAUUUGUUCAAUCAAGUUACAAAGGAUUUAAAGAUACAGGUUUCAUGUUUGAAAAGUAUGAUUCUCUUGAAGCUGGAAAGACAGGUGGUGGUGGAGAAUAUGAUGGACAAACAGGCUUUGGGUGGACUAAUGGUCUCAUUUUUGAAUUUUUUAAAAGGUGGGGCUCUAGGCUUCGUGUUUUUAUGUAACAUAGAUAUAUUUUUAUUUAUUUAUUACUGAAAACAUUUAUUUCUGAACAGUAUAACUGGAAUUAUCUGUGAUUGAACAGUAUUUUUAAACUAUUUAAUUUAGUCAUUUUAUUUAUUUCAUUAUAUAUAUAUUGAAAGAAAAACAACAAACUAUGCAAAAAUUGUUUUUGUUUAUUCUAUACCCUUAACCUAUACAAAAUUUAACAUAGUACUAA